AGCGCCGCUGUGCAGCCGGGCCGGCCGAUGGCGGAGCCCACGGGAUCCGCGGCCAUGUCUUCCAUCGUCUCCUACGAGAGCCUGGUGCACGCCGUGUCCGGGGCUGUGGGCAGUAUGACUGCAAUGACUGUGUUUUUUCCUUUGGAUACAGCUAGGCUUAGACUUCAGGUUGAUGAGAAGCGGAAGUCUAAGACAACACCAGCAGUCCUAUUGGAAAUAAUUAAAGAAGAAGGCCUGUUGGCACCAUAUCGAGGAUGGUUCCCUGUUAUCUCCAGCCUUUGCUGCUCCAAUUUUGUUUAUUUUUAUACAUUUAAUAGUCUUAAAGCUCUCUGGGUCAAAGGUCAGAAUUCAACCACUGGAAAAGACUUGGUUCUUGGGGUUGUUGCAGGUGUAGUGAACGUCCUAUUGACCACUCCUCUUUGGGUAGUGAACACACGUCUGAAGCUGCAGGGAGCAAAAUUUAGAAAUGAAGACAUUGUACCAACCAAUUAUAAAGGCAUAAUAGAUGCCUUUCAUCAGAUAAUGCGAGAUGAAGGAGUCUUAGCUUUAUGGAAUGGUACUUUCCCUUCCUUGCUGCUGGUCUUCAAUCCUGCCAUACAGUUCAUGUUUUAUGAAGGCUUUAAACGGAAGCUUUUGAAAAAGCAGCUGCAACUCACAUCUUUGGAUGCUUUUGUCAUUGGUGCAAUAGCCAAAGCAGUUGCCACCACCCUCACUUAUCCUCUGCAGACAGUACAGUCAAUUCUGCGGUUUGGACGCCACAGGUUGAACCCAGAGAACCGAACACUAGGCAGUCUUAGAAAUGUUCUUUACCUUCUUCAACAGAGAGUGAGGCGUUUUGGAUUAAUGGGACUCUACAAAGGCCUUGAAGCAAAGCUCCUGCAGACAGUUCUUACUGCUGCUCUUAUGUUUCUAGUGUAUGAGAAACUGACUGCUGCAACCUUCACAGUCAUGGGAUUAAAGCAUUCGCGCAGACAUUGAAAAAGGAACCUAUGCCAAAGAUUAUGGGGUCUAGAAAACACGUUCCAUUUCUGAGGCCAGGCUGGGUAACAAAGGGUCAUCGCUUUCUCUAUUUCUCUUUAGCCACCUCCAUCUCCAUUAUUUGGAGAAAUUUGGAAUACGCUCUGGAAUACAGUCUAUAGGAAUUGUUGCCAUGAAAUCAGGGAUAGCUCAUUCCCUACUCUUCUGUGGACUCACUGUAUUAAGAAACAAAGCAGAGACCUUAUUUAAGCACUUGACGUGAAAUUUUAACUACUAUAUGAUUUAGCUGACAUUCUUGCCAAGAAUGUCAAAUCUCUCACUAUGCUUCCUUGUUUUCCCUCAAAUUAUCCUCAUCUAUUCUUCUAUCUUUACCUUCUAUCAGCAGCUGGUGGGGCUGGUUUCAUAUUAUUUCCUUGACCUGUGUUUAUGUCACUUUAUAUUUGGUUCAUUAAAAUAA
Molecule: messenger RNA, 1435 nt
Organism: Gavia stellata (red-throated loon)
Lineage: Eukaryota; Metazoa; Chordata; Aves; Gaviiformes; Gaviidae
Gene: SLC25A17
Product: solute carrier family 25 member 17
Exons: 9
Coding region: 28-978 (316 amino acids)
Biological process (GO): transmembrane transport; mitochondrial transport
Cellular component (GO): mitochondrial membrane; peroxisomal membrane
Molecular function (GO): AMP transmembrane transporter activity; FAD transmembrane transporter activity; coenzyme A transmembrane transporter activity
Source: RefSeq, a predicted model, not a curated record